Exserohilum turcica Et28A is the source of this 870-nucleotide messenger RNA. RefSeq lists its product as uncharacterized. The transcript is spliced from 2 exons. The coding region runs from base 1 to 870 and encodes 289 amino acids. NCBI's taxonomy places the organism in Eukaryota, Fungi, Ascomycota, Dothideomycetes, Pleosporales, Pleosporaceae. Gene Ontology annotation, biological process: rRNA processing; nuclear-transcribed mRNA catabolic process, RNase MRP-dependent; intronic box C/D snoRNA processing. The record is from RefSeq and is a predicted model, not a curated record. Gene Ontology annotation, molecular function: RNA binding. Gene Ontology annotation, cellular component: ribonuclease MRP complex; nucleolar ribonuclease P complex.
AUGCCGGGAAAGAAGCGCUCCGUCAAUGGCCAGGUGAAGCCCGCUCCGCCCGCCGCAGACAUCGCAAUGCCAGACGCAACACCGCCCUGCGCGCAACCACCACCACCAUCGAGCAAGACAGCCUCAACCCCCAGUACAACAACAACAACAAGCCAAGUCCCACAGAAAAUAGCCAAACCACUCCAAAAAGCCCAGGCACCCUCCAAGCCCAUCUCCAACGCAGCGGCCUCAACAACCCAUCGCAAGAACCGGCAAAAACUCGCAAAACUACCAUCCAAUACCUCGAUAACCAAACGACCCCUCGUGCACCCCGCGCUCCCGACGCCAUUCGCAAGCGCCGCACACGCAAAAACGCUCUACGUAACCGCUCGCACGCCGUACAUCCCCGCUGUGAAGCGCGUGCGGAAAUUACUCGGACAGAUAUCUGCGCGCGAGAAGCAAGGGCUUGCUGCGCGGGACAAGGGGGUGGGGCGCAAUAAUAACAAUAACAGCAGUGGUGGUGGUGGUGUGCAGGCGAACGGGCGGCUGCAAGCCCGGGAUGUGGAGAGAGAAAUUGUUGGGGAGGCGGCGAGGAAGGCGGGGCGAGGAAGAGGUAGUGCAAAAGGAGGUGCAGGAGGGGAACGAGUAUAUAUCAAGGCGACUGGGAGAGCGAUUCCGCGCGCGCUGGAAAUAGCCUUGUGUUUCCAGGCCGACGACGAGUGCAGUGUCACAGUUGACAUGGGGAAUGUGACUGCGAUUGAUGAUAUUGAAGUUAGGCUGGAUGAUGGCGCUGCGGAAGAGGAGGAGAAUGGGAAUGAGAAUGAGAUCCCUGAGACGAGGGUACGCAUGUUGAGUUGUGUGACUGUUAGUAUUGGAUUUGCGAUGAGAUGA